CAGGACACUCAGCUCCGGGAAGCGGUCCGACAACACGGAGCUCGACGCUGGGACUUCAUCGCCUCCGCCGUCCCGAAUCGCUCGGAGGAAUCGUGUUCUGCUCGCUGGGAGGAACUGCAGAGUCGAUGGUCGCUAACGCGGCAGCCUUGGACCGAGCACGAGGACGAGCUGCUGAGCGCUAUUGUUGACAGCGAAGGCGCGAGUCAAUGGACCAUAGUGGCGUCGUUUCUGCCUGGACGGAAUGCCAAGCAGUGCCGCGAGCGGUGGCACCACCAGCUGAACCCGGCGAUCAAGCGCGAGGCCUGGUCGGCUGACGAAGACGCGCUGCUGGUGACGCUGCAGCGCAAGCUGGGCAACGCGUGGUCGCGGAUGGCGGCGUAUCUGCCUGGCCGCACGGACAACGCCAUCAAGAACCGCUGGCACUCGGCU
Phytophthora sojae is the source of this 429-nucleotide messenger RNA. RefSeq lists its product as hypothetical. The transcript has a single exon. Lineage: Eukaryota; Oomycota; Peronosporomycetes; Peronosporales; Peronosporaceae. Gene Ontology annotation, biological process: regulation of DNA-templated transcription. The annotation marks the transcript as partial. The record is from RefSeq and is a predicted model, not a curated record. Gene Ontology annotation, cellular component: nucleus. Gene Ontology annotation, molecular function: DNA-binding transcription factor activity, RNA polymerase II-specific; RNA polymerase II cis-regulatory region sequence-specific DNA binding.